Messenger RNA from Exophiala xenobiotica, 889 nucleotides. RefSeq lists its product as uncharacterized. The record is from RefSeq and is a predicted model, not a curated record. NCBI's taxonomy places the organism in Eukaryota, Fungi, Ascomycota, Eurotiomycetes, Chaetothyriales, Herpotrichiellaceae. Bases 53 to 787 code for a protein of 244 amino acids. The transcript is spliced from 2 exons.
AGUCGCACUUUACCUUCUCAAUUGAUAUUUCAAUUAGAUUUGUAGCACCAACAUGGCCACCCCAACCGAGCCCGAGAUAGUUCUGUACGACUUGGCCUGCACUAAGCAUGUCUGCUUCUCCCCUGCUGUCUGGCGUAUCCGUCUCAUGCUUAACUAUAAGCGUGUCCCUUACAGGACCAUCUUCCUCGAAUUUCCGGAUAUCGAGCACACGCUGAAAGGGCUCGGCCUCGUCCCCAGCGAAUCCGCUUCGGGCAAAUAUACCGUGCCCGCAAUCCAACAUGUGCCGACCGACACUUACAUGAUGGACUCGGCUCCCAUCGCGCAGUUCCUCGAAUCGACCUACCCAGACCGGGCGGUACCGCUGAAGUCGGAGCUUGGCAGCGAGAUCGAGGCUAAAGCACGCGCCGUGGGCGGCGCGGCCUUCCGCAUGUCGGUGAUGCCACGUGAGAUAGGCAUACUCUCGCCCCGCGUCCAGGAGUACUUCCGGCGCACACGCGAGGCCUCGCUCGGGCACCGGCUCGAGGACCUACUCGAUCCGGACAAGGAGGAGCAGGUCUGGAACGCGGCGGCCGAUGGCAUGCGCGCCGUCAGCGAGUUGAUGCGGACGAACAAGGCAGAUGGGCCGUUUGUGCUGGGCGCCCGGCCGAGCUACACCGACUUCUUCAUUACAGGGUCUCUCCAGUCCGCGAGGGUGAUAGAUGAAGGUGUGUUCCAGAGGAAUAUCAAGUACCCUGGUUAUAAGGGGAUUUAUGAGGCAUGUCUUCCUUACAUGGAGAAGGAGGACUGAGCUGGUGGAACCGCAGGAAAAGCCACCAGUGAGGAUUUGUUGAUUGGGGUCAAGGACUCAGUUGCUAGAAUAGGGAGAUAGGACUGAAAAAUGGUGUUGGAC